Molecule: messenger RNA, 3457 nt
Organism: Ochlerotatus camptorhynchus
Lineage: Eukaryota; Metazoa; Arthropoda; Insecta; Diptera; Culicidae
Product: ubiquitin carboxyl-terminal hydrolase 3-like
Exons: 7
Coding region: 483-2318 (611 amino acids)
Biological process (GO): protein deubiquitination
Cellular component (GO): cytoplasm
Molecular function (GO): zinc ion binding; cysteine-type deubiquitinase activity
Source: RefSeq, a predicted model, not a curated record
UUCCUUCAGGUCUUGGCUGUUGGUCCGUCCUUGCGGUUGUGUGAGUGCUCAUGUAGAACGCGCAGUUAGUCCUCUAGCGAUAUCGCGUUUUUUCCUUUCGUUUUCCUUUGUACCUCGCUGUUUCGUGAUUUUUUCUACUUAAUAUGGAGACUGGACUGCAAAAGCUAUAAGCAGGCAGCCAGCCAAGUUAAGCCACGACCAGCCAACAUAAGAAUCAACCUGGAAGCAACGGAGUAUAACCUGGAAAUCGAAAGAACCAAAGUCCAAACAGUCCGUCGUUUUGGAGGACUUAUACUAUAAUCCAAGCUUUGGACGGAAGAAUCCAAAAAAUCGUAGUGGAAAGUUUCGAGGGUUGUGUAAAGGUGUAGAGGAAUAGUCCGAAAGUUACUCGAGAAGAACAGCAGCAGCAGGAGGUGGCGGAAGAUUUUUUGCUGCUCAAAUUGGAUCUAACGCUGAAAUAGCUGUCAGUGACGAAAAGAAAGAUGGAUUGUCCUCAUAUAGGUGAUAAUGUAGUUCUCCGGAAGGAUGCAGUGAGAACCUUGAAGCUAUCCGUAUGUGGCGGAUCUACCACAUUCGCUGUGCCAGUGCCCGGAACGGGAACACCUCCAGUAGCGAUUUCGAAAUUGUGGAAAUGUGCAGAAUGUUCCGGCAAAGACAACUGGAUGUGUUUGCAAUGUGGAUCGGUUCGCUGUGGACGAUACGAGAAUGGGCACGCCUUGAAACAUUCAUCGAAACAGAACCACAACAUUUGUAUCAACACGGUUAACCUGUCGGUUUACUGCUACAAAUGUGACGAAUUCGUAGUAAAUGAUACGGCUGACAACGUGCUAGAGGAAAUCCGUCAGGAGCUGAAGGACGGCGACGGGGACACCGUGUCGGAAACUUCAUCCACAAUGGAAGAGAUCAGUUCGUCCAAAUCAACCCAGGAAACCGCCAGCAGUACGUCGUCGUCCAGUGAUUCCGGCUGGGAAGAGCCUUCGACAGCUUCAUCCGUGUCGUCCACCACCUCCGCGUCCUCGUCCAGUGCCCGAAAGUUGCGGCCCCGCAAGCGAACGAUCUCAAGCGACAGCAACAACGAAAACGGAACGGCAGGUGGUGGUCAGGGUGCCAAGCGGAAGUCGUUGCGACGAGUCGUGGGUUUGCGGAAUCUGGGGAACACAUGCUUCAUGAAUUCAGUAUUACAAUCGCUGAGUAACAUCCAGGAGUUUAGCUGCUACUUCAACACAAUGCCCUCACUCGAGACUGGUAAACACAAGCAGAAAGCGUACCAUUCCCGCAGCAUGAAGGAGAACCUAGAUGACGUGUUUGUAGUGGAAGAGUUGCGCAAGGUUCUGUUAAAUCUAAGCCAAGGAGGCGAUGGGUCAAAGGGUGCCAUCUCGCCAGAGUGUUUAUUUUUGGUAAUCUGGAAGGUGGUACCGCAGUUCCGGGGCCAUCGUCAGCACGAUGCCCAUGAGUUUCUGCGCUACAUGCUGGAUCGACUGCAUACCGAACUACAGCAAGUAUCGUUUCCGGUGGAAAUUUCCAGUCCAUUGGCGCAGAGAGCAGGCGAAACCAAAACUAACCCAUACAACGUACCGGCACUCAGUCACUUGCAGUCGAAGGGACGUAACUCGAUCGUGACAAAUGUCUUUGGCGGUGUACUACAGAGCGAAGUACGUUGCCUGAUCUGUGGCAUGGAAAGCAAAAAGCACGACCCGUUCCUGGAUCUAUCGCUGGACAUUCCGGAGAAGUUUUACAACAAGGAUCCACCGGAAGGUGGCGAAAAGGAUAAGGAUGGAAACGCACCGGUUUGCAACAUUUCCGACUGUCUGGCUAGUUUUACAGAAGUUGAAGAACUCACUGAAACAGAACUGUAUUACUGCAGCUCGUGCAAGUGCAAACAAAAGUCCACCAAAAGAUUUUGGAUCCGGAGAUUGCCGAACGUUCUAUGCCUGCACAUAAAGCGAUUCAGAUGGAACAACUUCUACAGAACCAAAAUCGAUCUGAGGAUAUCGUUUCCGAUAAACGCCCUGGACAUGUCACAGUUCGUGCUAAACAAUGGCCCGGAAACGAGACGUUCGAAUUCAAGCUGUAACGUGUACGAUCUGGCGGCUGUAAUCGUGCAUCAUGGCAAUGGAUCUAGCUGCGGUCACUACACCUCCUUUGCGAUCAACAACGGUGUGUGGAUGCAUUUCAACGACCACUCGGUGAAGGAAGUCAGCAGCAGCGCGGUGGCCGAGUGCAAACCGUACAUUCUGUUCUACAUCAAACGGGAUCCGACCAACACCAGCCGACUGGCGACGACGGCAUCCGGUGGACCUGCGGCGACCGCGUCUUGAGAUUAAGUUAUUCUUCUUUUAAGACUGAUUAAUAUAGAGCGCAUAGCAAAAGGAAAACAAAACAAUAGAAGCAGACUGGAUGCAAACAAAACCAACAACAACAACAACAACAGUCACAGAGAAUGCUCUUCUUCAAGUUGCAGAAUUCUGGUUCUUAUUCGAAUUGUGGAGAUUAAUGUUCUGGAAAAGUGCAAAAUUCGCCAAACAAAACCGAGGGAUGUAAUAACGUACACAUUACUAGCAAAAAUAUUAGCAAACCAAAUGCAAAUUGUCAAAGCAGAUGUUCAAAUCUAGUAGCAAAUUACCUACAUGGGGUGUGUUAACCUCCGAGUCGUUCCUUGGUUGUGAUCCACUUCAAGUUCGGUUUUUUUUUAUGAAAUCCCUUCGAAUCGUAGCUCCCACACCCACGCGGAAUGAUUAAAUUGUGAUAGAUUGAAGCAUUUUAGCAUCCUAUAAUCUACUUCUAACACUUGUAGAAUUGUGUAAAACAUGGCUCUCCAAUUGGAAGAGAGAGCGAAAGUGUACCGUUUCCUUUUCAUGUUCUCAUUGUGGAAAAAAAAUGUGAUUUCGAGAUAGGAAACUUUUCGUCAGAUUCCAGAGUUUUUUCUUUAUAUUAGGUUAUUUUUGCAUCAAUUAAGAGAUUCUCAAAGAGGCCGCUGCGUUUUUUGUGAUUUUUUUUUUUAUUUCUUAGGUUUAGAUUAAUUGUACUAUUUUUUUCUUAAGGUAGCGCUCCCAUCCCCAGUCCAAUUAGCAACACUAUAAUUGCUGGCUCAAUGCAAUGUUAUUUUCAUGCUGUGAAAAUUUUAAGAAAAAAAGUGUCCCAAAAAUGUCUUUAUUUUGAAAUAAAAAUCGUGAAAAUAUCCCAAUCUAGUGUAGACUUUAUUUUAGCCAUUCAGCUGCGUUUGGUUUCCGGUGGUCAGCAGCAAUGCAGCGAGGAUGAUUAAUGACCCAUAUUCCCCGUGGCCGUGAUUAUGUUCGCUCCAAAUUACUAAACAUAGCGUUUUGGGAUUUAUUCUUUUCUCUGAAAAACAAAACCCAAACAAUAAUAACACACAGUGCGUUCGUCUUUGGAAAUAAUGCUAAUAGGUAAAUGCAAAAUAUCAUAACACAUACACUUACAAAAGAAACAAAAGUAAAAA